This is a messenger RNA of Chrysochloris asiatica (Cape golden mole), 366 nucleotides long. RefSeq lists its product as uncharacterized. NCBI's taxonomy places the organism in Eukaryota, Metazoa, Chordata, Mammalia, Afrosoricida, Chrysochloridae. Bases 1 to 366 code for a protein of 121 amino acids. The transcript has 4 exons. The record is from RefSeq and is a predicted model, not a curated record.
AUGAUCAAACUGUGGAAUUAUGCAAAAACACCCCAUCGAGGGGUGAAGGAGUUUGGCCUCUUGGUGGACGACUUGCUGGUGUACAAUGGGAUCCUGGCCAUGGUGAGCCACUUGGUGGGGGGCAUCCUGCCCACUUGCGAGCCCAUGCUGCCCUACCACACCAUCCUCUUCACUGAGGGCUUGGAGCUCUGUCGCCAGGAGAGGCACUCCACCAUCAGUAACCAGGUGGAGGAUCAGGACAUCCAGAUGACCAACGAGAGCCAGGUCAUUAUCAACUCCAAGAAGAAGCUGGGUGCUGUUGACCCAGCCUUACGCCCUAAAACCUGCAUCAGUGAGAAGGAGCCAGCAAGACGGUGGCGGUGCUGA